Molecule: messenger RNA, 779 nt
Organism: Prunus mume (Japanese apricot)
Lineage: Eukaryota; Viridiplantae; Streptophyta; Magnoliopsida; Rosales; Rosaceae
Gene: MGH3
Product: male-gamete-specific histone H3
Cellular component (GO): nucleosome
Molecular function (GO): protein heterodimerization activity; structural constituent of chromatin; DNA binding
Source: RefSeq, a predicted model, not a curated record
AACCGACUCUCCCAAUCAAUCGUCAUACAUAUAUAAUGACCUGUACUUCCAAUCUUUCUCUCAUUCGCAUCCUUUCAAUCGUGUCGCCUCAAUCUCCUGAUAAUUGUGAAGAUCCAAAACCCUAGGCUCCUUCAUUUCGAAAGAUUCUCUGCGAAUUUUGUGAUUAAUUUGUGAAGAAAUGGCUCGUACCAAACAGACUGCUCGCAAAUCAACCGGUGGUAAGGCUCCGAGGAAGCAACUCGCCACCAAGGCUGCUAGGAAAUCAGCACCGACAACUGGUGGAGUCAAGAAGCCUCACCGCUACCGUCCUGGAACCGUUGCCCUUCGUGAAAUUCGCAAGUACCAGAAGAGUACUGAGCUUCUGAUCCGCAAGCUGCCUUUCCAACGCCUGGUUCGUGAAAUCGCUCAAGACUUCAAGACCGACCUCAGGUUCCAGAGUCAUGCUGUGCUUGCGCUUCAGGAAGCUGCAGAGGCCUAUUUGGUGGGUCUGUUCGAGGACACCAACCUGUGCGCCAUCCAUGCCAAGAGGGUGACAAUCAUGCCCAAGGACAUUCAGCUUGCUAGGCGCAUCCGUGGCGAACGUGCUUAAAUAUGUCUACUUUGUUUUCAUAUUAAUUUCUUAGAUAAUUAGGUGUUUUAGAGCAGCAGCCAUUGUUACUUGUUUCUGUAUAGAAGUAUGCAUUUAUGAACUUUUGGGCAUAAUUCUUCCCAAAUUGUUGUAUUUGUUUUCGAACUUCAGGUUGUUGAUACAUAUAUGACUUUAUAAUUUUGCCCAUCAA